Triticum urartu is the source of this 3192-nucleotide messenger RNA. Lineage: Eukaryota; Viridiplantae; Streptophyta; Magnoliopsida; Poales; Poaceae. The record is from RefSeq and is a predicted model, not a curated record.
CAUAAGUAGCACAAUACUUAUAUAUUCAGAAACAUCCAUAGGAUGAACCAACAACACCAUGAGAUAGGUACAGUACUAAUAUCGGAAACAUCCAUAGGAUGAACGAAGGACAACAUGAGAUUGGUGUGUGCACAAAAUAAAGGUAAAUGCACGACUUUUAAGCCACAAUAUUUACUCAUGCGACAAUUAGAAAUAACAUAAUUCGCCGUGUUUUCUGAUAUGUGAACUCUACUCUAGCAUAUGGUCAAAAUAUCAUACAAAACUUGCAGUAAAUUCUCCGAAUCAACUCGCAUAGCAGGAUCAGUUUCUGAAGAAAGCAAAUCAGGAUUUCCGAAAAUUUUAAGGACACGAUUCAAGACCCAUGCUGCGGUUCCUAACAAACUACUUAACAAGACAAUAUUUUAUUACAAUCUCUGUCACAUCAAGCAUCAAACAUAUUAGCUCCAAGUUCCUUCCUAAGCAUAGCAUAUAUUUUCCAUACACAGCUAAAUAACGUGCUGCUUAGCAUUUCCAAGGAUACACAAGGUGAUAGUUGAUAUACCAUCACAAGAGUGCAGACACGAAUAAAAGGAAGGCAUCAUGUAACAUCCAAGAAAAAAGAUGCCUUAUAUGAAAAUUCAAGGCUCCCAAUACAAAGAGGUUGGUCUCAAAUGAUUUUUUCUUUGUUGUUUGUUAUGAAGUUUAGUUUAAGUAACAAUAUUACUGUGUCUUAUCUAAUGAGAAUUACUUCUUUUAGGUAUCAGUUAACCUGUCAAAUGACACUGUUGUGGAGGCACGCGUGUUGUUUUUUAAUGACCAUUAUGGCGUUUCUUUUCUGGAUAUCAACACGGAGUUUCCUUUGGUGCCGGCUACUUUGGGCUCUAAACCAUACUAUGGACAAAAUGUGUUUGUCUUAGAUAGAGAUGAUGAGUAUGCUUUGGUUGUUAGCCACGGUUCGAUUCUGUAUUUGGAGAAACCUUUAUUUGAAAGGAACGACUACAUGUUUGCCAGCUAUAAUAGCUCUUUGGUAAAAAAAAUGUAUUCUGAUGUUUCGUAUGCUUGUUAUAUCAUGCUGAACUCAUGUUUAACCUUCUUCUAUUUUUAAUGCAGACUUGCAUAUGUGGGCCGGUAAUUGACAAUAAUGGCGAGGUUAUAGGGCUGAUUACCUCACAUCUCCCACAAUCAGCCAUUUUAUCUUUCUCCAUAGCGAAAAAGUGCAUCCAGAUGUGGAAUAAAUUUGGGUAUGUUCCUAUAUUUUAUCGUUUAUAACAAAACUAUAUCAAGGAGACUUUUAGUUAAUGACUAUUCCCAUCCAGAAUUAUUUGGCUCUAGAAUAUCGAUUAGUCUGUGGAACUGGCUUAAUAGAGGUCCAGCAAGGAAUCGUCCCCUGAGUCUUGGUUGGACUUAUCGUCUAGAGUAGGGAGACUCUGAAUCUGUUUGAAUUAUUUGGUAGUCCUAGCAACCAUGAAUAACAUAAGCAUAUUUGCCCAUUUGACUAGGACAUUAAUAGGCUAGAUACCUACUACAAUUUGUGCAAUAUUGACCAGACAUCUGUGCAAGACUGGGAUCCAACUAAUUCUAAGCCUAUUGCCUAAGACUAGCACAAAACUAUUGGUCCGACACACUUCAAAAUUGAGCAAAAAUUGAAUGGACGAACAGUUUAGAGCCUUUGCCUGCGGUUAAUUGAUCAAACUGGUGGUAACGUUAAGUUUGAUCAUUUGGAAAUGUCUGGAUCUACAAUUAUUUGCUAGAUAGGAGUACUAAAGAACCUGACUUGUUGCAGCUGCAUUGCUCAUCCUAUUCAUCACCUUGAGCUAAAGACUGCGGAUGUUGGAUACGGUUUACAGAGAUGAGCUUCGGGCCCGCCACAGUAUCAACAGUGGAUUUAUUGUAGCUCAGGCGUGUCAUGACUCUACCAUUGAAAAGAUUGGCCUCCGAAGAGGGGAUGUGAUUGACUUGGAUCAUCGUUCUACUGUAGUUGAGCUUGAAGAAUUUCUUCUUGGUCUUGGUUGGGUCUUCUUGGAGAAGAAACUUGAUUCGCACUCGACCAUAGAUGUCAAGAUACGAGUUCAUGAUAUUCGUGCAAAAACAAGUGUUUGUACUAUUUUACCUAUGGGAUUCAGCGAUGCUGUAGUGCACUCAUACCAUUCAUCAGGUAGGUGGCCCAACUUGCUUACCUGGGAUAGUUUAGUAAUUUAGAUGAGAAAGUUUCUUCCUUUUUCUUAAUCCAAAAUGACUAUCCGGUUUUACUAUUGCUGAUGCAUAUGAAUUUACUCUGUUUAUGUAGUCGCUACGUGCACAAUGGUCAACAUACACAGUUUGUUUCAUUAUUGUGUAAACUAGGCUUAAACAAAUAUUAACCAUAAAAUGCUUUACUUAUUUGGGUUUCUGUAUACUGCAGCCUCAUCCCAGGCCGUGAGACCGUGACGAUGUGAAUUAGGGAUCUCAUCAUGACAAAGAUUAGCUUAGGUCGGUGUAUGGUUCGUGGCUCUAUGCUGGUCUCACUGUAAACAUCAUCUCAGGAUACAGCAAUAGUCAGCACCGGCGACACCUCAGUCUUUGCUAAAAUUAAGGUUUGCUCUAUGCUUUUAGUUUUUUCCCCCUUGCGGGUGACUAUGCUUUUAGGUAUCACUUGCCGCUAACUUGGAUGACUCAUUGUGAUGAGUGCUUCAACAAACGUCUUAUAUUAAGUUAUAUAGGGAGUAUCUAUGUUGAGCCAAUCGUUCAGUCUAAAAUUUGAGCAGCCUUGAACACAACGCAUGCUCAUGGCCAGAGGUAGAGUAAUAGCAGAAAAGUUAUUCUAGUACUCCCUCCGUUCCUAAAUAUUUGUCUUUUUAGAGAUUUUCAACAAGUGACUACAUAUGGAGCAAAAUGAGUGAAUCUACACUCUAAAAUAUGUCUAUAUAUAUUCAUAUGUGGUAGACUGGUAGUCCAUUUGAAAUCUCUAAAAGGACAAAUAUUUAGGAACGGAGGGAGUAUUUGCUUAUAAGCUUAUUCAGAAGGAGUGCUACAUAGGCAUAUGCUAAAGGGAGAGGAAUCCUUUAAUUAUUUAUUUCUCGGCCUGGGCCCAACUAUGUAUAGAAAUCUAUGUACUCCCUCCGUUUCUAAAUAUAAGUCUUUCUGAUAUUUCAAUAUGGACUGCAUACAGAUGCAUAUAGACGUAUUUUAGGGUGUAAAUUCAUUCAUUUUGCUCUGUAUGUAGUCUAUAUUAAA